Messenger RNA from Anguilla anguilla (European eel), 556 nucleotides. RefSeq names its product ribosomal protein S27, isoform 1 (gene rps27.1). Lineage: Eukaryota; Metazoa; Chordata; Actinopteri; Anguilliformes; Anguillidae. The transcript has 4 exons. The coding region runs from base 62 to 316 and encodes 84 amino acids. Gene Ontology annotation, molecular function: RNA binding; structural constituent of ribosome. Gene Ontology annotation, cellular component: cytosolic small ribosomal subunit; ribosome. The record is from RefSeq and is a predicted model, not a curated record. Gene Ontology annotation, biological process: translation; ribosomal small subunit assembly.
UAUAAUAUACUGCUGUUUCCGGUUUUUCCCUCUUUUCGGCAGCGGCUACGUACUCGCCAACAUGCCUCUCGCAAAAGACUUGUUGCACCCGUCCCCAGAGGAGGAGAAGAGAAGCCACAAGAAGAAGCGUCUCGUGCAGAGCCCGAACUCUUACUUCAUGGACGUCAAGUGUCCAGGUUGCUACAAGAUCACCACGGUGUUCAGCCACGCGCAGACGGUGGUGCUGUGUGUGGGCUGCUCCACCGUGCUGUGCCAGCCCACCGGGGGGAAGGCUCGCCUCACAGAGGGUUGCUCCUUCAGAAGAAAGCAGCACUAGCUGCUCGUCGGCGACCCCUGUUGGAAGGGAUGGGAGAGGCGGGGUUGGAACCCGGGGGAUCUCCGGUAGAGCCCCCACCCCGGAACGCCGAGCGACCCGGGCGGUGAGCAUCGGACCCGGCGCCGCCCGGACCGGCGCUAACCGGACUGACGGAUCGCCGGAGCACCCCCCCACCCCCCCCCCACACACACACCUCCACCCUGGCCUCUCUCACAAUAAAACGUGUCCUUUUUUUUGUCA